Passer domesticus (house sparrow) is the source of this 1985-nucleotide messenger RNA. It is a transcript of the gene SYT12, whose product is annotated as synaptotagmin 12. Gene Ontology annotation, cellular component: plasma membrane; exocytic vesicle. The coding region runs from base 265 to 1533 and encodes 422 amino acids. Gene Ontology annotation, molecular function: SNARE binding; phosphatidylserine binding; calcium ion binding. Gene Ontology annotation, biological process: regulation of dopamine secretion; regulation of calcium ion-dependent exocytosis; cellular response to calcium ion. The transcript is spliced from 9 exons. NCBI's taxonomy places the organism in Eukaryota, Metazoa, Chordata, Aves, Passeriformes, Passeridae. The record is from RefSeq and is a predicted model, not a curated record.
GCUGGGCUGGGCCAGGGAGCGGAGCCGCUCCCGGUCCCGCACCGCCGGGAAGCAUCCCGGCCGCGGGGGGCAUCCCGGGUCCAGCCCGGAUCCAUCCCGGAUCCGUCCCGGGGCCGGGCUCUGGACCCGCAGGGACCCCCGGGCAGCGGCGGGGGCCGGGAGCAUCCCGGGCUUGGGGAGACCCGUGGAUCCCGGGGGUCCCCGCGGAUCCCUGAGGAUUUAUUUGUACCUGUGCAGGCUGUCCCCUCGCAGGGAGCGUUUGCCAUGGACACUGGGCACGUCAGCAGAUCCCGCUUCAGUGUGGCCUCCAGCCCGCCGCGGUGGGAGAUCGGGCUCUACGCCGCCGGCGCCCUGGCGCUGCUGGGAAUCGCAGCCAUCAACCUGUGGAAGCUGUGGCGCUCCGGGAGCUACCCGGCCCCUUCCCCCUUCCCGAACUAUGACUACCGGUACCUGGAGCAGAAGUACGGAGCGGCGUGCCCGGACAUCAGGAACAAGCGAGGGCUGGCCCCGGGCUCGCAGCGGGCGCCAGGCCGGAGCUCCUCAUCCCGCAAGAGCAGCCUGAGGGCAGAGGACACCUUGGAGAGCAUCCAGGAGCUGGGCAGCCUGGAGCUGAUGGGCAGAGACCUGGGCCUGGCCCACUGCGGCCCCCUGCGGAAAUCCAUCUCGGCCGACUCCCUCAACUCCAUCUCGUCCAUCGGGAACAACUUCGGGCAGGAUUUCACGGUGGGGCAGGUGGAGGUGUGCAUGGAGUACGACGGGAGGGCGGCCGCCCUGCACGUCACGCUGCUGCAGGGCAAGGACCUGCUGGAGAAGGAGGAGGCGCGCUUCGAGUCCUGCUUCAUGCGGAUCAGCCUGCUCCCGGCCGAGCAGAUCGUCGGCAUCUCCCGGAUCCAGAGGAGCUCCUACUCCGUGGCCUUCGACGAGCGCUUCUCGGUGCCGCUGGAUGCGGCGGCGCUGGAGGAGAACAGCCUGCGCUUCUCCGUCUUCGGCGUGGACGAGGACGAGCGCAGCGUCAGCACCGGCGUGGCCGAGAUCAAGCUCUCCGACCUGGACCUGGCCACGCGCCCCUUCAACGCCUGGCUCUACCUGCAGGACACCAACAAGGCGGUGGACACGGUGGGGGAGAUCCUGCUCUCCCUGAGUUACCUGCCCACGGCCGAGCGGCUCACGGUGGUGGUGGUCAAAGCCAAGAACCUGGUGUGGAGCAAUGGGAAGGUGACUGCAGAUCCCUUCGUCAAGGUGUACCUGCUGCAGGACGGGAGGAAGAUCAGCAAGAAGAAGACAGCGGUGAAGAGGGGAGACACCAACCCCGUGUUCAACGAGGCCAUGAUCUUCUCCGUGCCUGCCAUCGUGCUCCAGGAGCUGUCCCUGCGCGUGACGGUGGCCGAGAGCGGCGAGGACGGGCGCGGUGACAACACGGGCCACGUGCUCAUCGGGCCGGCGGCCAGCGGCAUGGGCACCACGCACUGGAACCAGAUGCUGGCCACGCUCCGCAAGCCCGUCUCCAUGUGGCACCCGCUCCGCAGGAACUAGGCCGCAUCCUGGGGACAGCGGGCCCGCAGCGGGGACUUGGUGACACCCACAAGGCCGAGCUGCCCAGGGGCACCCGGAGCACGGAGAGAGCGGCUCCGUGGGCACAUUCCGGGUCAGCCCCACACGCGCCGGGCCAGAGCUGCCAGGAAGGAGCCAAACGGACCAAAAGCAGCAGGAACGUCCCCAAACCGCGGCUCCCGGGCGUUCCGCGUGCUCCCAACGGCCUCGAAAUCCACGGAAUCCUCAGAUGGGGACUCGGGGGGGGGGGGGGGGGAUUCCUUUGGAAGGUGUAUUUUGGGUGGGAAUCGUGAGUGGGGUGACAAAAGCCAGCGGGGCGUGGGUGGUGAUCCUGAGGGGAUCUUUUGUAGUGACUUUGGUGCGCUGUGCCAGGGUUGGAAUGUUUCCAGUGAGAAUGGAAAAAGGGAGCAAUAACAGCAGAAAAUCAAUUGUUA